This is a messenger RNA of Pecten maximus, 3600 nucleotides long. RefSeq names its product eukaryotic translation initiation factor 3 subunit A-like. The record is from RefSeq and is a predicted model, not a curated record. Gene Ontology annotation, molecular function: GTP binding. NCBI's taxonomy places the organism in Eukaryota, Metazoa, Mollusca, Bivalvia, Pectinida, Pectinidae. The transcript is spliced from 7 exons. The coding region runs from base 51 to 2069 and encodes 672 amino acids.
CCUGUUCCGUGUGCACAUACUUGAAUGCCUCUUAUCGUUGGAAAUGUGAAAUGUGUCAUACAGGACACAGACACACAUAUAGUUUGAUAGCUGCCGGAGGUAGUUCUACAGCAUCGUCAAAACAUACUAGGACUUCGAGUUUCGAAACGUUUUUCGAUGGAACUCUUAAGCACGAAGAAAUGGACAAGAAAAUGAGAGGAUUAAGUUUGGAUUCCAUUCAAUCAGGUCCAACAAGUUCUGAAGCGGUCAACCUCUUAGCUGGGCGAAUGAGAACGCCCAUUUGUUACGGCCAGGGGGCAGGGGAUACGUCAGGCGACCCGGUCGGGCCCAACAGAAUCACAACAACAGCCAGCUUGAAAAGCAAGAGUAGAGCAUCGUCAAAACAUACUAGGACUUCGAGUUUCGAAACGUUUUUUGAUGGAACUCUUAAGCACGAAGAAAUGGACAAGAAAAUGAGAGGACUAAGUUUGGAUUCCAUUCAAUCAGUUGUAGAAACCGAAGUGUCUACUAAAGAAGAGCCCUCUAAUGGAGAUGACUGGUCCUGCACUCGUUGCACACUAUUGAACAGUGCAAGCAGUUGGAGAUGCGGGGCCUGCUCUCUGAGACGAAAACAUACAGAGGAAUUCGACGGAUCUGUAACAUACCAAGACAUAGACGGAGAAAUGGAGAGAAAUGGUUUGGAUAUUGACGCACCUCAGUCGAAGGAACUACAGAAUGAGCUCCGCAUUGUUUUAAUUGGGAAAACCGGCUCCGGUAAAAGUGCGACAGGAAACACCAUACUCGGGAUAGAUGCUUUUAAAUCAAGCUCGUCUAUGACAUCAAUCACCGAGAAAUGCUCGUCUGGAAAUGCAAAUCGCUUUGGGAAGGACUUAGUUGUCGUGGAUACCCCGGGUUUAUUUGAUACCGGUAUGACCAAUGAGGACAUGACCAAGGAGAUAGUUAAAUGUAUCGGAAUGACAUCACCAGGACCACAUGCAAUCGUACUCGUGAUAUCCGUAGGGAGGUUUACUAAAGAAGAGCAUGAUACCGUUCAAGAAUUUUCUAAUAUUUUUGGAGAAGGAAUGUUUAAUCAUAUGGUUGUGCUGUUUACACGUAGGGAUGACUUGGAAAAACAGGGAACUACCAUACAAAGCUGUGUACAGAGGGCAACACAACCGUUAAAAGAAAUUCUCAGGAAAUGCAGUCAGAGAUACCUUGCGUUUGACAACGGGCAGUCGACCGAAAUGCGCGAAAAAGAUGCAAUGCAUUUGAUCCGAUUAGUUGGUGAUAUUACUGACAGAAAUGGUGGCAAGUGUUAUUCAAAUGAGAUGUACAAGGAAGCAGAGAAACAGUAUAGAAGAAGAGCUGAAGAAAUCAAACGUCAACAGAUGAAAGAAAGGGAACUUGAAAAAGAACACAUAAAAAUGACUCUGAAGAAAGAUUUCCAGGUGCAAUUAGAUGAAUUUGAUAGAGACAAGAGAAAACUUUUAGAAGAUAAACGUGCUGAAGAACGAAUUCUGAAUUCACAAAUCAAUGAACUACAGCGGAACAUACAGCAGCAGCAACGUCAAAGGCAACAGCGUGAAGGUGAGGAAGAGAAAGAGAGAGAAGCUUUAUUGAAGGAAAGGGAAGAAUUCCAACGCCUCAAAAAGGAAAUGAUAGAAAAUGAGCAACGUAGAAAACAGCAGUACGAGGCUGAGGAACAGGAACGACAACACAGAAGGGAAAGGGAAAAGGAAAGGGAAAAGGAAAGGGAAAAAAAGGAAAAAAGGGAGCGAAUUCGCUUGGAAAAUGAGUUGUUAAAACAGCAAAAAGAGGCUGAAAAACACCUACAGCAGAUCGAAGAGGAACAUCGAAAUCGACUCAUUCAAGCGGAAGAAAGAGAACGGCAAUGUAGGGAAGAAAAUCGGCGCAAAGAACAAAGACGUCUUGCUGAAGUUGAAAGAAAAUACGAACAGGAAGCACAAAAUAUGCGAUCAAAAGUACGUAGAGAGUAUGAGAACGAAAAUAAAGGAAUGUUAUCAUAUUUGUGGAGUGGAGUGAAAACUGUCGCGAGCGGUGUUGCAGGAUUCGUUAAAAGCAUUUUUUGAUAUCAGGAUUAGGAAGUAUUUAUUGACAGUUAUGCACAAAUCACUUCUAGGACUUGAAAAUUGGUUGGUGGCUUUGCUAUUGCUGACUCUUUCUCAUUACUAUGCUGAAAGUUUUUUAUGAAUAAGAAAGACAUGAAUUCGCAAAAAUAAUAUCUACAAGUACAUGUAACUACUAAUUUUCUUUAGAAAUUUAAACUAUAGCACAAAAUAAUAUAUUCAUAAAAAAAGCAUCGCAUUAGUAUAAACCAAUAAUUCAUGUCUAUCCAUAGUAUUCAAUUGUAAUACAUGUAGUUUGGUUUUAAAUCUAUUGCAGGAAAUGAUAUCUAAAUUAAUACAUUUUGACCUAAAAUCUUUAUAUUUCCUUUCUUUUUGUGCGAGUAUUAUUGUUUUACUUUAUAUUGUCCACGAGUCGUUUCUAAACGUUUAAGCUCAUUUCACGUUUGAUGUAUUAAUGAAACGGUCAUGAAAUUUAGUCUCAUUUGCCAUGCCAGCAAACAAGCUUUUCGUGCACAUUUCUAUUAUUACCUUUUUGGAUGUUUUAUACUCAUAUUCAAUUAUCCGCAAUCUCCAUUUGUUUUAGAGAAUAGAAUAGAAAGGUAUAUUAUUCAUUGUGAAUAAUCUGUUAAAAAGAGUUUUACUUAUUUCAGUUUGAUUUACUGUUGUGAACUGCAUCCAAGCAACAUAAAUGCUAAAUGGUAUUCAAAUUGUUAACGUACUAAACCCAAAGCCGUAAAAUGAAGUCGCGGUAAUUAAUGGCAUUUAAGCAAACUUGAUAUCCGUUACCCGAGCCAGCAAGAAAAAAAUAUAACAUAAUAGAAAGGUUUUUAAACAUGUUAUUGUAAAACUGGAAAUAUUCGUAUUUUUUAUUAGUAGGCUCAAAAAUUAUUAUAUUAUCUAAAAUAAAUACUUGAAGAGUCACGACACUAGCAUAGCUGUAAUGCAUAAGAUAGACUACACUUACCUGCUGGAGCAUCUGGUCUUGUACGUUUUCAAGGGUCUCCUUUCACAUUCAUAAUUUUGUUCCUUCAUAGUUUGCCCUCGGAUUAUAGAUUUUGAGUUGGAAUAAAAGUUUCACUAUCAUAUACUCGUUGAUGUUUUCUAACCAGCUAGUAUAUUCACUUUGAACCAACUAUUGAUAGACUACUUAUAUAGCACAAUUGUCUUCAAAUAUUCAGAUGAUCUAUAAUAUGUUAUGUUCUGAGAUAAAAUAAAAACUUUUCAUACAAUGUUUGUGGAUGAUACUCAGUAAUAACGUGCCAAGAUAUCCCAAGUUAUAUACCCUACCAUGUUACCAUCCAUAAAUAAAGAUUUCCCAUUCAAUAUCAUAUGCAAAGUGCAAUGUUCAGCAUAUCUGCAACAUUGACUUCUGAAGGCGUCUAAUACGGAUCGUUUACACAGGAAAUGUAACGAGAUAUAAUUUAAGUCACAUAAAACAGAAGCUUAACAGUGGUGCUCUCUAGCUUAGGAUAUCUUGGCGGCAUAUGAUGUCAAAUUCUGUAGACUUGCAAGUAAUAAACAUUCUCUUUAAAUA